Molecule: messenger RNA, 1623 nt
Organism: Durusdinium trenchii
Lineage: Eukaryota; Dinophyceae; Suessiales; Symbiodiniaceae
Source: the annotation of a GenBank genome assembly
AUGCCGGUGCCAACGACGAAGCGGAGUGCGUCAAAGAGGAGAAAAGUGAAGAAGAAUGCCCAGCUGCUGGCUCCUUACUCUCCGACUCACCGGUCCGUGGAUGUGGGUGCUGCAGCUGCUUUGGAAGCUGAGCAAGAGGCGCAGCGGAUGAGACUCUUCAGAUGUCCCUUCGCGGAGGCGGUGGACCUUACAUACGUGAAGCGCGACAGGCAGUUUCCCUACAGCAGCGAUCCGGACGACCAGAUCCUCAGACUUGGACGGAGGCAGCUCCGAAGCUUCAUCGGCGAGGUCUAUACCGCAAAACGCCUGGAAGAUCGCCGACGGGAGAAGGCGGCCCAACCCAGACGAGCUCUCCAUUUCAUCAUGCAGGAGAUGUUGCGACGACAGCAUGGGGUGAAAUGCCUCGUGCACCAGAGGUCCUGGCAGAUUCUGGAGGCCGUUGCCGAGCAUGCAUCCGAGGACGUCACGGUGGGCCUCUUCGCAGACUUCUUGGAUGGCACCCGAGAUCUCGAUGAGCUGUCCUUCUACCUCUACUGUUCCGGGCUGGUCUCGGCAGUGCCUGAGGAACCCCAGGCAAACAUACCGCCCUCGAGGCUGCCCAUGGGCUUGAUCAGCGAGUCACGGUGCCUUCGACUAGUGGAGUUGCUCUUCUCGGACCUGCCGAAGGCCAAAGCUGUCGUGAAGGAAGAAAUCGAGAAGCAGUUGGGCAGUCGACUGGUGGAGAACUCCUAUGAGGAGCUCAGCUACAUGGCCGAAGCCGACGGCAUCGAAGCCGACGCACUGUGUUAUGCUUUGCUGGAAGGUUGGCGAUUGUGUUGCUUGCUCUUGAGCAAAAGCAUGCCGCAUUUCAACUGGCGGGACACGGUCUUGGCGUUCAUUCAAGCGGAUGUCCAUGGCCGCGGCUGGUUAGAUCCCAACGAGGUGACAAAGGUGGAUGCUCAGCAAGCUGUGCUCUCGCGCAGUCGGGAGCUGCUGCCUGUCAUGGAACAGACCUCGCUGGGCGCCUUCGUGUUCCGGAUCCUGCAGCACCUGGGGGGCCUCACCGAGGCAUCCCUGAAAGAAGACGUUGUGGCAGAGAUGUCCCAUGAUUUGGGUCUUGGAAAGAAGGAGCAUGAGGCCUGCUUUCGACUCUGUCAGGUGGCCUUCGGCUCACUCGAGCGAUCUCUCGGCGUCUACUUGAAAUGGCUCCUUCACAGCGAAGAGCCUCGAGACCGUUCAGUGUACAAAAGCGUGAAGGCCCGGAUUUUUGCCAUCAGGCGUGCUGCGAGCUUGGGCAAAUCCUGGCCACUGAUCCACAAUCUCCGGUGUUUGCUGGUCCUGUUGCUCAGCCAUCAAUUUGAUUUGCAGCUCGUCCGAGAGGAGGCCCAGCCAGAACACGUGGGAUGGGAAUUGACGGCGCUCCUGCAAGUCCUUCGUGAGAGUUGGAGGAGGGGUGCCAGUGGUACUGAAGGGGUGGACUCCGGCCCAGACUUCGGUGCGGAGCUGGAAGAGGUGGGCGAGCGGUCCGAGCUGCGGGACGACGCUGGGGACCGGUCGGGGUCGGGAGCGCGUCCGGUGAGCGGCAAGGAACGGGCGGUGUAUUCCGUGAGUUUCACCGUGGGCCAAAAUUCGGCUCAAGAUUGA